GUGGCCUGGGAGGGCCUCCAAUGACGGCCUUUCCCCCGCCCCGCAGGAAGUAAAGUCCACUGGCCAAGGCGCCCAAAUUGGCUCUGACCUUGGGCUCCGACAAGGCUCGCUUGUGUUCACAGCCCAACUAACUGCCCGGGAAUGCAAGGUACAGUCUCGAGAACUUCCUAGUUUCUCUGUUUUUCUCUUGGCUUCAUCUGUGGAGAGGGCUCUGGCUGAACAGCACAUAGUAGGAGCCUGAGGCUAAGGCGUCAUGCCGAGAAGGGAGGGGAAGGCCCGUACCUACGCACAAGCCCCAGAUGGAGGCUGGGGAUGGAUGGUCGUGCUCCACUUCUUCCUGGUAAAUGUGAUUGUGAUGGGGAUGACCAAGACAUUUGCAAUUUUCUUUGUGAUUUUUCAAGAAGAGUUUGAAAGCACCUCAAAGCAAACUGGUUGGAUUGGAUCCAUCAUGUCCUCACUUCGUUUCUCUGCAGGCCCUCUGGCUGCCAUUAUCUGUGACAUCACUGGAGAGAGAACUGCCUCCCUUCUUGGGGCGCUCCUCUUCACUGGCGGAUAUCUAAUCAGUAGCUGGGCUACAAGCAUUUCCUUUCUCUGUGUGACUAUGGGAUUUUUACCUGGUCUGGGUUCCGCUUUCUUGUAUCAAGCAGCUGCUGUGGAAAUUACGAAAUACUUCAAAAAACGCCUGGCUCUUUCCACAGCUAUUGCUCGUUCUGGGAUGGGAUUCACAUUUCUCCUAGCACCUUUUACAAAAUUCCUGGUAGAUCUGUAUGAUUGGACAGGUGCCCUUAUAUUAUUUGGAGCCAUCACACUGAAUCUGGUGCCUUCCAGUAUGCUACUAAGGCCUAUCUAUAUCAAAAGCAAGAGCAUUCCUGAUGUUAAAGAGAGAGGUGGCAGCAUGAUUGCAAGUUCUCCAGAUGCUGCGUCUGAGCCAGAAAUAUCACAAGUCAAUGAGACACAUGCAUCGACCACUGGGGACACAGCAGUGUACGAGGCCAGAGAGCCCAGGACAAGUUUAAUGGUCUCACAAAACCAAAGAAGAGAGUUUAACAGUGCGCCUAACAGAAAUGCAGGACUGCACCUAACAACUAAUGAAAGUGACAAGGUCACUUCAGGGUGCUGUAAACAAAACCUCUUUGACAUGUCUGUUUUAAAGAAUCCUUUCUUCUACAUAUAUACCUGGUCUUUUCUCCUCAGUCAGCUUGCGUACUUCAUCCCUACCUUUCACCUGGUUGCCAGAGCCAAAACACUGGGAAUUGACAUCAUGGAUGCCUCCUACCUUGUAUCUGCAGCUGGUAUCAUUGAGACAGUCAGUCAGAUUAUCUCUGGAUGGAUUGCUGAUCAAAACUGGAUCAAGAAGUACCACUACCAUAAGACUUACCUUAUCCUCUGUGGUAUCACUAACCUGCUGGCACCCUUAGCCACCACAUUUCCACUCCUUAUGACCUACACCAUCUUCUUUGCCAUUUUUUCUGGUGGCUACAUGGCACUGAUACUUCCUGUACUGGUUGAUCUGUCUGGGAUUUCUAAAGUACACAGCUUUCUGGGACUUGCAGCCUUCUUUGCUGGGAUGGGUGUCCUUUCUGGACCACCUUUGGCAGGUUGGUUAUAUGAUUAUACCCAGACAUAUACUGGUUCCUUCUACUUUUCUGGCACCUGCUAUGUACUUUCUUCAGUUUCCUUUUUCUUUGUACCAUUGGUUGAGAGAUGGAAAAACAGAGUCUGAUCAGAAAGAAAGAAGACUGCAAACAAAUGAGCUUUAAAAAUGGAAAUUCAAGUUACUGGAGGCAAAAGCUUAAAAGAAAAUGUCCCCACUUGCAAGAUAACAAUGUGAACUGAUGGAUGGCUUUUCAGGUUCAUCUUUUUUUUUUUGCUUCAGCAUUCUGAGGAAAGUCUACAUUACAGUAAGAAAAACAGUAAGAAAAAGUAAUAGCAAUUAAGCUACUUUUUAGUAUUUAAUCGACUAGGAUUAAAAUUUUGUGUUUAUAAAUCAGUUGAAACAGCUACUUUACAUAUGAAACAAAAAUUAGAUGGAGUUAAUAAAUUAGGUUCAGGGAUAUAACUCAAAGGGCUCAAGCACAUGUUUGCAUGUGCCAGUUUGAUCCCCGGCACCACGUGGCCCCCUGAGCACAGGAGUGACUCCUGCUGUAGCCCCCAGAGCACCAGCAGGAAUCCCC
This is a messenger RNA of Sorex fumeus (smoky shrew), 2174 nucleotides long. It is a transcript of the gene SLC16A4, whose product is annotated as solute carrier family 16 member 4. Gene Ontology annotation, molecular function: monocarboxylic acid transmembrane transporter activity. NCBI's taxonomy places the organism in Eukaryota, Metazoa, Chordata, Mammalia, Eulipotyphla, Soricidae. Bases 254 to 1723 code for a protein of 489 amino acids. The transcript is spliced from 9 exons. The record is from RefSeq and is a predicted model, not a curated record. Gene Ontology annotation, biological process: transmembrane transport; monocarboxylic acid transport.